UACAAAAGGAUAGAGGCUCGUCAUCUCCGUCCCUCCCCAUCUUUGCACCCUCACUUUCCACCAACCACUCCCACGCCAGUCUCUCUUUCUCUCUCUAGAGUCAUUCAGUCAAGUACUGAACAUUAACGGAGAAACAGAAAUCGGCAACAAUGGCAGCUACAUUUGCUACAGUUUCGAAUUUAGGCUCACUCUCAGCUCCACGAGCUGCUGCAAACCCUACAUAUGCUUCUCCUAAGUUGGUGAAAUCUUCAUUCUCAUCGUCAAGUUUCUUUUCUGGCUCGUUGCGCCUCGCUACUUCAUUGAACCGUUCGGUUCUCAGAAAAACCGGCGCUUUAUCCGGGUCCAUUCAAGCCGCAGUGCAGGCGGCCGAGGUGCAAUCCAAAGUGACACACAAAGUUUAUUUUGAUAUUAGCAUUGGGAAUCCUGUUGGAAAGCUUGCUGGGCGAAUUGUAAUUGGAUUAUAUGGUGAUGAUGUGCCACAAACAGCAGAAAAUUUCCGUGCACUCUGCACAGGUGAGAAGGGUUUUGGCUACAAGGAUUCUGCAUUUCAUCGUGUUAUUAAAGAUUUCAUGAUUCAAGGAGGUGAUUUCGAUAAAGGAAAUGGAACCGGUGGUAAAAGCAUAUAUGGUCGUACCUUUAAGGAUGAAAACUUCAAGUUGACUCAUACUGGACCUGGAGUUGUUAGCAUGGCUAAUGCAGGCCCUAAUACCAAUGGAAGCCAAUUCUUCAUUUGCACUGUCAAGACCCCAUGGCUUGAUGAGAGGCACGUUGUGUUCGGGCAAGUUUUAGAAGGCAUGGACAUUGUGAAAUUGAUUGAGUCGCAGGAGACCGAUAGGGGUGACCGUCCAAGGAAGAGGGUUGUCAUCAGUGACUGCGGUGAGCUACCAGUGGCAUGAGGCGGGAAUACAAAUAUAAAGCACUUUAUUAUGUUAAGGCCCGUUGCCAGAUAUAAGAGGAUUCUCAGUACUGAGUUUUCAUCCAAAACCCGGCUUUUCCCUGUUCCUUUUUUGGGUCUCUGUAGGAUUUCGAAUUACAGGGUAAAAAAUUUCUUGCUAGUAGUGAGUAUGUUGUAUUCCUGUAACCUGGGCAGAUGCUAGUUUAGUUGACAUUGAAUAUACUAGAUGGUAAUAGACUUGUUGCUUCUAUACAACCACUGUUUGGAUUAUGUUUGUCUUGAUUAAUGUGAUGAAUUAGUGUUGCAUCA
Molecule: messenger RNA, 1204 nt
Organism: Nicotiana tabacum (common tobacco)
Lineage: Eukaryota; Viridiplantae; Streptophyta; Magnoliopsida; Solanales; Solanaceae
Product: photosynthetic NDH subunit of lumenal location 5, chloroplastic
Biological process (GO): protein peptidyl-prolyl isomerization; protein folding
Cellular component (GO): cytoplasm
Molecular function (GO): cyclosporin A binding; peptidyl-prolyl cis-trans isomerase activity
Source: RefSeq, a predicted model, not a curated record